AUGGCCUCAACGACAAACUCGGUGCUCAAAAGACACGCCCCUCCCGGCAACCUUUCCGACCUCACCGAGGCCAAUAAGGAGAAAUGGUCUAAGGAUUUCAUCUCGACUUGGAUGCAGGGCGAGAUUGAUGCUGAUCCCAACGUGGUCGGCCGAGGUCGUACUCCAUUGAAACAGUUCUUCGACGGCGUCAAGACACCUUUCAACCAAGGUGACACACCAAAGGCCGUUGAGUGGAAUGCAUUUCCCAAAGUGAUCAGGAAUUCGUAUCAGAGUGAUGCUGUGCGUUGGGCUAUUGCAGACUCCUCUCGUGUAGUCCAGGAUGAGUACUUGGAGUGGUCUGUCAGUCGUGGUCCAAGAAAGUACACGGGCGAUAUCUACAGCGUCACUUUUACUGCCGAGGGACCUGAGUAUUGGCAAUUCCUGGCAAGUUGCCAGAAAGACGACUUUCUCAAAUUAGUGAAAGAGCUCAACUCUGGUUUCGCCAGUGAAAUGUCGGAUAGCGAAUUCUUCCUGAGAGAUUACGUCACAGGAAACGAAGUAUACAAUCCAGCUAAUUACUGGAACUUACUCAGUACCACAGGCGCAAUCACUCAUCUGAUCCAGCCGAACAACACGCUUUCUGCCGAGGUGGACAUUGCUGCACAAGCUACCGUCAUUCGCAAGAAUGACAAUGGCAAGAUAAUCACCGAUGCAGAUGAGUUGAUCAAAUGCUCCAAGUAUGGUAACCCUGGUAGAAACUCCGAUCCCUCGAUUGGAGCGAGUAUCAAUUUCCUCGCUCGAGGCGGUGCAAGCCUGAGUGUAGCCGAGCCAGUUGCACUAUACAUCCGAGCCUUCGAGAUAGGAAGCUUCAAAUUUGACAUGAAUGGCACAACUGACGGCGCUGCAACCGAUCUCAGGGAUAUCGAAAACCCGGAGAAGGUCUUCCAGUGGCAGCGUGGUGACAUUAAAAACAAAGCUGGCCUGAGGAUUAAAAUUGAGGUGCCGGAGGGACUGCUAGACAAUAACAAGAAACAGCUUCUUGUCAGUAACAUCUAUGACACCAACAAAGGCUUGCAUAUCAAGUAUGGGGCUCAAUUUGCCGACUACUUCACCAUGGGCGUUAGUGCUGUUGGUAUCGAGAGCAAGACUGCCCCACCUGAAGCCUGCUAUAAGCCUUCUGACUUGGUUGCUGGCUCUGUCAAGGCGCCAUGUGCAGAGUUUGAUGGAUUCGUUCUUCCUGGAUUUGCUGGUCCGCCUGGUUCAUCUCGUGCAUAG
This is a messenger RNA of Penicillium antarcticum, 1254 nucleotides long. RefSeq lists its product as uncharacterized. The transcript is spliced from 4 exons. NCBI's taxonomy places the organism in Eukaryota, Fungi, Ascomycota, Eurotiomycetes, Eurotiales, Aspergillaceae. The record is from RefSeq and is a predicted model, not a curated record. The coding region runs from base 1 to 1254 and encodes 417 amino acids.